CAUGGCUACGGUGCUGUCACGGGCGCUGAAGCUGCCAGGCAAAAAGAGCCCAGAUCUUGGGGAGUAUGACCCCCUUACUCAGGCUGACAGUGAUGAGAGCGAAGAUGACCUGGUGCUUAACUUGCAGAAGAAUGGUGGGAUCAAAAAUGGGAAUGGUUCCCUGGGGGAAGUGCAGGACGUGGACUCUGACGUGGAAAUUGGGAUGACAAAGCAGCACCUGUCCAAGGGAACAGCAGAGGAGUAUCCAAGUGAUGCGAUUGGUGCCCUAGAGCAGAAGACAGCUAGCUCCUUGAUGCCAUACUUGCGUACUGCAGUCUUUUUGCUCACUGUGGUUGUCUCCAUGAUCCUUGUGCUAGUGUGUGCUUUUCUUAUUCCUUGUCCUCCUAGAGAUCUGCACCUACAUAAUACCUGGACUCGCAGCUUGGGUCAGGAGGCAGGUGGAGUGCUUUUUCAACCCGAACUUUUUGACGUAAAUGGGGAUGGUCUGCCUGACGUUCUGCUGUCCUUCACAGCUUUGAAAAAUGCCAGUGUGUUGGGUGUCUCCAAACCAUGGGUAACUUUGAUGGCCCUUUCUGGGAUGAAUGGCAGCACCUUGUGGUCCAGUCAUGUUCCAGAAGAUAUUCGGAGUGUGCAGUGUAAGGGCCUGACCUUGGCGUCCUUGACAGAGCCAGUCUGUCUCGUUACUGGAGUCUCUAAAUUCCUCAGCCUUCUGCGUGCCUCUUCAGGGGAACAGAUUUGGACACUGAACAGAUCCCACCUGCCUAGUGAAACAUUGGCUGCCCCUGCUGUAACUGUACCAGAUGUGGAUGGAGAUAGGGUCAGUGAUUUAGUGAUCCUGGCCCUUGGAAAAGCACAGAAAGACCUAUAUUUUAUCCUUGUAUCGGGUAAAACUGGGAUCCCUAUGGGAGGAUCUGUGAAGUACGAUAUCAAUGGAAAUGGAAAACUGAUUGGUCCUCAGGCUCACAUAACCAGCCAUGGAGCAAUCUACAUCUUGUUUGGCUUUGGUAAUGUCCAAGCAGUUGCCCUGCGUGAUAUCUUUGCUCAAGCCAGAAACCAUGAUAGCUUCCCACCACCACUGCAGCAAAAAGAGCUGGAGUGGGAGAAGCUCAGAUCCUUCAAUUUGUCAGAGCUCAUUGGCAUUUACAGUGAAGGUGUUGAGUUUCUGCAGACAGUAAAGUCUCUUGAUGGCAACUGCAGUGACCUCCUUAUCACUACUGAGCAUGGUCUGACCUUACUGCGAGGACAGGAUUUGAAACCUCGUUGGACUCUGGAGCAGCAGGACAUCGACAGCCAGCCUUCCCCUGGCUACUUCAACGAUGAUCAAACCCUGGACUUCAUGCUUCAGGCACAAAGUGGAAAUGGCAUAAUGAAAAAGGUACUGGUGGUGGAUGGCAAAUCAGGCUUUCCAGUCUGGAACUACGAACUGCCAUGCCACAUGAAAAAGUCAGACGCACUGUCGGUGAUGACUCUGGAUAGAAAAUCCGUCUUUCUUUUCUGGGCUAAUGAGAAGCAGCCUCUUUUAAAGAGCUUGGAACCCAGCCCAAGAGUUCAUCAUCUUUAUCUCCUUCAUCCUACUUUCCCUGCAAUCCUCUUGGACCUUAGCAAUACAACAGGCACAGUGACUGCUUCAUCUAUUGGAAUCAAUGAUCUUCAAAAAGAUGCGUUUUACAUCACCGUGACAACAAGCCCCACUUCUGAACACCAGCCAGGAUUUCUGUCUGUCAGCAAACUCCGCCUGAGGUGGGCCAUGAUGACUCAGAGCCGAGUGGUAUCCCUGAAGGAGACCAAGCCCAACGUCAGCCAAGGGGAACUGAGACGCUUGCUUUCCAGGAUCAAGUUUACUGAUUUUACUCACAAGGAGAUGAGAUCAUCUGCCCUUCUUGCCUGAAGACUUACAAACACCUGCAGCCAGCCCUGAUAUGCCUGACUUUGACCCUCUCUCUCCUCUCCCUUACCACUGCCCAGUUCUAGGCAUGUGACUCUUCAGGUUUUCUGAGCAAUGGGAUAAAAUUAAGGUCCUCCAUAGCAACAGGCCAAGCUAGUCAGAAAAACUCUGUGAUACGUUCUGUAAGUGAAGAAUGGAGACUGGAAAAAAAACAGCAGCUAAUCAUACUUCUGGAGGGCUGGAGAGGCUGCAAUGGUGAUCCUCAGGCAUCCGUAUUUGAAGGAACGCUGCUGGACCCCUUCACUGCUAUUCCCUGCCUGCAUGCUUCCUUCUGGGUUGAUUGGACGUGUAAAUUUAUGCUGAGGCACAAGUGUGUAUAUUAUAUGCAGAUAUAUAGAAAUAUAUAUAUAUAUAUAUUUAUGAAGUGCUUCAAAAAACUCCUAUUUGUAUCUGAAAUGCAUUAUGAUGGCCUCUCCUUUUUGGCCCACACACAAUUAUAUUUUUCUCCUCAUGGGUUCCUUCAGCUUUUCUACCUCCUUUGUGUUGGGUCACAGAUGUAUCCCAUUUGGUUCUUGCACCCUUCUGUCCCCUGAUCUAUCCUGGCCUCUUGACCAAAGCUGGAUUGCAUUAUGUUGAACAAUUGUGUAUUCUCCUGCAUUCAUUUGGCAACUGCCUCUCUUUUCAUCAUGCUUUACAGUUUUCUUUAACUACAAGAUAACAAAAUCAUCAGUGUGACACAAUGUACAUUGUCUCUGUUAUGAAAAAUGAACAGUUUCUGCCUGAAAAACUCCAGUGUCUUGCACUUAAUGCCCUCUUUUGAUGCCACUGGUGUCUCUUCAAGAAGAACCCGGAUUCUACCACAUUGCUGAGUAACUGGCAUCUAGCUCUGUUGAUGACCUUUGGAGUAACAGUUGCAGGAAGAGAGGGUUUAUGGCUGGGCCAUCAGUGCAUUUUUCCUGGUAUACUCAUUUCCAUAUAUUGGCCUUAGAAGCAAAGGGUGGCUAGAUGAUGCAGAACAUCCAGUGGAGGAUGUUACCUGCACAGGCUGCUUCCAACAUGAGGAAGUGGCUAGGGUCCCCAGUCUCGUUGAGCCUGUGGGAUUUUUAGAAUUUUGAGAAUGGGGAGUGGAAGCCACCACAGAAUGGCUGCAAUGGAGACUCGGGUCAGUCACAACAAUGGUUGCCAAGAGAUUCUGGGGCCAGUCACAAAAUCUUGGGAGGUUGUGAGCCGAGCAUCCUGCUACAAUAGAGGCAGCUGUUUCCAAAUGAGCAUUUCUUGCAGACACAAACUGAUGCCUCCUGGGUUGUUCUGAAGCACCUCCUGAUCCAGCGAGAUGGAGGACUGCCAGAACUGGCUGUUGGCUUUGGGGGAGAAGGAGACUCACCCACAGCUGGGCAAUGUGGAGCUCACGUGCGUCAUGUCGAAGAUCACUGUUUUACCAUAUUAGGCCCCAUACAUACAACCAUAAAGGUUAUAUCAUUGAUAUUAGCUUCUGUCAACAAUAUGUACAUGGUCAAGCCCCACAAUACUUAUUAGCAAGUAUUAGAAAUUACAACUCUUGUGAUCCAAGGAAGAAUGGAGUAAUGGCUAAAGGUAGUCGAGGGAAUAGCACAUUACAGCCUCUUACCAUUAAUAUUAUAUGGACUAUAUAUGACUAACAGUGCAGUCCUAGAUGGAUAGCCGUGUUAGCCUGUCUGUAGCAGUAGAAAAGAGCAAGAGUAUCUGAAGACGUGAGCUGCGGCUCAUGAAAGCUCAUACCCUACCACAAAUUUUGUUAGUCUCAUAAGUGCAGUCCUAAGCAGAGAUACACUUCUAAACCCAUUGAAUUCAGUUAGAAGGGCGUGACUCUGCUUAGGACUGUACUGUAAUUGUAGCCCACAUAAACCCAUUAGUGCUUUUUCCCUUCUCACUAGUGGUUUUUGGCCAUGUCAGAGGGCCAAAGGCUGUGUACAGCUGAUAGUUUUGAAAAGAACUACUUCCUGUGUUCAGUGUAAUAAUGGAUCUGCUCAUCUUUGUGUGGUAAAGUGUUUGUCUCUCCACUGUAGGAUUUUUUUUAAAAAAAUGUUGUUGAUCCACAGAUCUCUGCCUCUCUUUUAGGGUAACCUGUCCUCUUUCCAACUGUUCAGUGCUAUUUUUACCCUUUCUAGUUUCUAUUAGUAGUGAAAUUGACUAGAUCAGAAAGGAUCUUCCGUCUGGUCUAGUAAAUGUCAUCCCUGCAUAGGAGUAAGGAAAGUGCCUGCAAUCAGAAAAAUAAAAUGAACAAGCUCUUUUGCUCCCCGAGUCCCACUACUGUGGCAAUACUUUCCUGUCUUCCAUUGUUCUCUUACAAGCUCUAAUGCUGGAUCAGGGCUAAUAACCAUGGUAACAGUAAAAGGAACAGUCAUUCCUGUUGCUCCACAGAAAUAAUCAUUCGUACACAGCCAUUUUCUUGUAAAUGUGUCUCCAUCAUUAUCUCUUAUCCUCAAUCCGGCAGGAGGGGCCUUGACCUUUCCUUGGUAAUUCCUGAGCAUUUGAUAGAGUGUGUAUAUGUAGAAUGUGAGUUUAUGUAAAUAGAUUUGUAAAUACUAGCACAGGCCAUAGCAAGUGCACUGAGACCAAUUCCUAGACCUGUGUUUAUAAAUAAAGGCAAAAGCUAAAGACAUGAGGACUGGUUCUAGAAUUUCCUUCUCUAUGAUGCAGUCCUAGAUGGCAAAAUUGGUAACCUUCUGAGGCAGAUCAUACUCUGCCUGUAACUCAUAGACUUGAUUUGUGUUGUUUGGUGACACUGGGCCCUCCAUAAUGUGAAUUGUUUAUCCACAGCCUGUCCGCACUUUAAAUAAAGAUCUUGUCUCUGUAUUGUUUGAACUGUGAGCUGUAAUGGAACAAAUAAAUAUCAUGUAUAGCA
Eublepharis macularius is the source of this 4769-nucleotide messenger RNA. RefSeq names its product family with sequence similarity 234 member B (gene FAM234B). The coding region runs from base 2 to 1888 and encodes 628 amino acids. The record is from RefSeq and is a predicted model, not a curated record. The transcript has 13 exons. Lineage: Eukaryota; Metazoa; Chordata; Lepidosauria; Squamata; Eublepharidae.